AUGGAUCAAUAAGCAUAAAUACCAAAAAGAACAGCUGUUGAAUUACAAACAUUCACUCUUGUUGGUUUGAUGAGAAAUAUCAUCUAAAAAGAAGAAUAAGAUCCCAAAACAGGAUAAAUCGGAAAGGCAUAUGAGGAAUAUUUUGAUAAAUUGAUCCAUGAAUAAAUUCCACAUCGUGUACAUCCUAAAAGAACUUAUUGCAUGUAUUAUGAUUACUAAAACCCUGAAAACCAAGAGGAAAUCAGAUACAAAAUGGUCUUAGGAGAAGUGGUAAGUGAAGUAACUGAUUUACCAGGCGGACUAGUAGCUGUAACAGUACCUGCUCAUCGUUUCUGCCGUUUGGAUUGUGGACCAGGUCCUAUUCCCAAAGUUGUGAUUGACGCUUGGUAAUCAUUGCCAAAUUUAACCCCAGAAGAUUUUGGUGGAGCCAGAUCACAUGAUUAUGACUUUGAGGUGUAUCCUGAGGACACAAACUUAAAGGAGAACAUUAAAUUUGAAUUGUUCAUUGGUAUAUAAAAAUGA
Paramecium octaurelia is the source of this 522-nucleotide messenger RNA. Lineage: Eukaryota; Ciliophora; Oligohymenophorea; Peniculida; Parameciidae. The record is from the annotation of a GenBank genome assembly.